AUGGCCCGCCCGCAGUCAUCGAUAAGCAAUAAGAACCUCCAGCUACAAUCUUCUGCCACCGCUGAACAGAGGGGAAUUUUGACAACAAUCAAUGCACGUAAUCUGUCAGCAACAUCGAGGUUAGCAACAUCGAGGUUCGUCCACGAUAGAGCAAUUGAUCACGCUGCUGCAAACAGACGGCGACUGGUGACGGUUAGUUAUCUGCAAAAGAAAACAGGAAACUUAUUAGACCAACCCAAGCCCCAUGAUUUUCCAUGA
Histoplasma mississippiense is the source of this 258-nucleotide messenger RNA. RefSeq lists its product with no specific name. The coding region runs from base 1 to 258 and encodes 85 amino acids. The record is from RefSeq and is a predicted model, not a curated record. The transcript has 2 exons. Lineage: Eukaryota; Fungi; Ascomycota; Eurotiomycetes; Onygenales; Ajellomycetaceae.